GUCACAGAGCUUUUGUGUGCCAAGGUGUGGCUGUUUCUAGCUCUCUGGUUCGACGGGAAACGAGUAAAUAUACACCUACGACUUUUAACCUUGUUAAACAGAAAAGCCUUUUUAAAAGCCAUUAUUUUUUGGCGAAGGGCGGUGGCAAAAUAAUGAAAGUAUUCCCUCUCAAACUGGAACUUAUUGAUUUCAAAUAGAAAUUGUCGAUAUUAUAACUGAUCCUUGCCCUCACCCUUUCCGUAACCUUUGCAACAAUUUAGAAACCCUGCCCCCAAUUUAAACACAGCCAGUCCUUCUCAGACAGCAGUAUCCUGAAGUAUUAUUGUGCUCCUUUUUUCCACUGACCAGCCUCUUGGUUUCAGCAGCUAAUGCUCCCAAAAGGUCUCUGCGCUGCUCUCAAGUUACUUUUGUUGUUUUCCUCCUGAGCAACUUUUUAAUCAGAUUUUUCUUUCUGUGAUGGAAGAUAGCCAAGAGAUUUUAAAGGCAGAAAAAGGUGGCAGCCAACAGGAUGGAAAUAGAAGUUCAAAAGAAAAGACUCCAAAAAGGAUCAUAUAUUUUGCAAGUGGUGAAACUCUGGAAGAAUUCAGCUCAGAAGAGGAAGACCAAGAGGAGGUCAUCCAUGAACCCUUUGACACUGCCAGUCUCUCUUGGGGUGCUUACCUGCAAUUUUGGGCACUUCAAGUUGCAGCAGUUUCUUUUUUUACCUGUGAAUUUCUUGGUGGGAAAUUAGCUACAUUAUUUGGACUUGAUCAACCCAAAUAUCAAUAUGCAAUAGACGAACACUACAGAGCUCAGAGAAUGGAAAGUGAAAGUGAUGAAGAUGGUGAAGAUGUGCUAGAGAUGGAGAGAGCUGUUCCACUGGAUGAAAAACAGCACCUGGAAAUGCAGAAUAUAGAAUAUGGGUCCCUUUGUAGCAAAAAUAUAUCCACAUUUUGUCAGAGAAACACAUUUGCAAAUGUCAUUGAAUGUGAAGAAGGUAGACUGGCAGAUCAAAAAUUUAACCCAGUCCCAGGAAAAUAAUAGCAGCGUUGUGAGUCACUGCAUUUCCCCUGCCAGCAAUGUCUGCUCAAUGGAGGAGGGGGGAAUUGUUAGGUACGUAGGAAGUGACGUCAGGAUGACUUUAAAACAGUGGUUCUCAAACUUUGUUUGAAGCUUAGUGAGGAUUGCUCAUUGAGAAGAUAAGCAAUAGCAGAUGAUCUUUCCUAAAAGACCAUAUCUCCUUACUACUGUCUGCAAAAUGUUGUGUAGCUGUUAAGACAUGUAAAUUUCUGGCAGGUGUCUAUUGUGUAGAGCAAGACAAUGAAAGCGAAUUUUAACAGCGUCAAA
Messenger RNA from Heteronotia binoei (common prickly gecko), 1326 nucleotides. RefSeq names its product protein FAM177B-like. The transcript is spliced from 5 exons. Lineage: Eukaryota; Metazoa; Chordata; Lepidosauria; Squamata; Gekkonidae. The record is from RefSeq and is a predicted model, not a curated record. The coding region runs from base 457 to 1020 and encodes 187 amino acids.